This is a messenger RNA of Pterocles gutturalis (yellow-throated sandgrouse), 597 nucleotides long. RefSeq names its product pinopsin-like. The annotation marks the transcript as partial. Gene Ontology annotation, cellular component: membrane; photoreceptor outer segment. The transcript is spliced from 2 exons. NCBI's taxonomy places the organism in Eukaryota, Metazoa, Chordata, Aves, Pterocliformes, Pteroclidae. Gene Ontology annotation, molecular function: G protein-coupled receptor activity. Gene Ontology annotation, biological process: G protein-coupled receptor signaling pathway. The record is from RefSeq and is a predicted model, not a curated record.
AUGAAAGUAAGCAUUUCAAUUGGUUGGUUCAUUACAGGCAUUGUGUCCCUGAUCUCCCUGGCUGUCCUGUCCUAUGAACGCUACAGCACUCUCACCCUGUGCAACAAGCGCCGUGCUGACUACCGGAAGGCAUUGCUGGCAGUUGGUGGUUCAUGGAUUUAUUCUCUGAUCUGGACUGUGCCACCUCUGAUCGGCUGGAGCAGUUACGGGGUAGAAGGUGCGGGUACAAGCUGUUCAGUACGCUGGUCCUCAGAGUCAGCCGAGUCCACAUCCUAUAUCAUCUGUCUCUUCAUAUUCUGCUUGGUCAUCCCUGUGAUGGUAAUGAUGUACUGCUACGGUCGCCUCCUUUAUGCUGUUAAACAGGUUGGAAAAGUCCACAAGAAUGCUGCCCGCAAAAGAGAAUACCGCAUACUGUUCAUGGUGAUCACUACAGUUAUCUGUUAUCUCGUGUGUUGGAUUCCCUAUGGAGUUAUAGCAUUACUUGCAACAUUUGGUAAGCCAGGUGUGGUGACUCCAGUUGCAAGUGUCAUACCUUCCAUCCUAGCAAAAAGCAGCACUGUUUGCAAUCCCAUUAUCUACAUACUUAUGAAUAAGCAG